Raphanus sativus (radish) is the source of this 884-nucleotide messenger RNA. Its product is annotated as vacuolar iron transporter homolog 2.1. Lineage: Eukaryota; Viridiplantae; Streptophyta; Magnoliopsida; Brassicales; Brassicaceae. Gene Ontology annotation, molecular function: manganese ion transmembrane transporter activity; iron ion transmembrane transporter activity. The record is from RefSeq and is a predicted model, not a curated record. Gene Ontology annotation, biological process: intracellular manganese ion homeostasis. Gene Ontology annotation, cellular component: membrane.
CCACAAGCCUUCUCAUAGAACAAAGUUUAAGUACUACUUAGUAAGUAAGAAUUCCACACCAUGGCUUCCAACUUUGAGCUUUCAGAAAGAAGCAGCCCAAAACAACAAAGAAUCAGUCCAAGAGCAGAGAAGGAGGAAGUGGACUACAUGCAGAGAGCUCAGUGGCUAAGAGCUGCCUUGCUCGGAGCCAACGAUGGUCUGGUCACAGUCGCGUCGCUCAUGAUGGGUGUUGGUUCUAUCAAAGAAGACGUUAAAGCAAUGUUGCUUGGUUUUGCCGGCCUUGUAGCAGGUGCGUGCAGUAUGGCCAUUGGAGAGUUUGUGUCUGUCUGCACACAAAGGGAUAUUGAAACUGCUCAGAUGAAGAGAGCUAUUGAGACUAAGACAUCACUAUCAGCAAUCGACGAACAAGAUGAGGAGGAGAAGAAAGAGCGGCUACCAAAUCCAGGACAAGCAGCGUUGGCAUCAGCGUUAGCAUUUUCAGUGGGAGCAGCAAUGCCGCUUCUUGCAGCUGUAUUCAUAGAGAAUCAUAAGGUAAGAAUGGCGGUGGUAGCGAUCGUGGCCACCCUGGCAUUGUUGGUGUUUGGAGUGACCGGUGCGGCUGGAAAGACAAGUGUGUUCAAGUCAAGCGUUAGGGUGGUCAUUGGUGGCUGGAUGGCUAUGGCUCUUACCUUUGGUCUUACCAAGUUCAUUGGUUCCGAAGCCAUGCAAAUCUAGACACUCUUUCGGUGAUCAUCUUGUUUUCAUGCAUCUCAAUUAAUAAUGUUUGUUGUGUUUGUAUCAUAUAAGCCCACUAUCUCACCUCAACUAUGUAUGGAAAUUAAUACAUCAAGUGCACAACAAACACCAAAAAGGUUAAAUAAAUGGUCUUGUUAAUCGAUCUUUCA